Molecule: messenger RNA, 582 nt
Organism: Purpureocillium takamizusanense
Lineage: Eukaryota; Fungi; Ascomycota; Sordariomycetes; Hypocreales; Ophiocordycipitaceae
Product: NAD(P)H dehydrogenase (quinone)
Exons: 2
Coding region: 1-582 (193 amino acids)
Molecular function (GO): NAD(P)H dehydrogenase (quinone) activity; FMN binding
Source: RefSeq, a predicted model, not a curated record
AUGUAUGGACACAUGCAAAAGCUCGCCGAGGCCGAAAAGGCAGGCAUCGAGCAGGCCGGCGGCCACGUCGACCUGUAUCAGAUACCCGAGACUCUCCCCGACGACGUCCUCGGCAUGAUGCACGCUCCCCCCAAGCCAAGCAACGUUCCCGUCCUCGACGACCCGCAGACCCUCGCGGCCUAUGACGGGUUCCUGCUCGGCAUCCCCACCCACUAUGGCAACAUGCCCGCACAGUGGAAGGCAUUCUGGGACAGGACCAGCGGCGUCUGGACCUCGGGCGGCUUCCACGGCAAGUACGCCGGCAUCUUCGUGUCCACGGGGACGCUGGGCGGCGGGCAGGAGUCGACGAGCCUGUCCGCCAUGUCGACGCUGAGUCACCACGGCAUCAUCUACGUCCCGCUGGGUUACGCCAGGUCCUUUGCGCAGCUGGCCAACAUAGCCGAGAUUCACGGCGGCAGCCCCUGGGGCGCGGGCACGUUUGCUGGGCCCGACGGCUCGCGCCAGCCCACCGCUCUCGAGAAGGAGAUGGCCAUGAUUCAGGGGAAGACAUUCUACGAGACGGUUGCCAAGGCUUGCGCAUGA